Sclerotinia sclerotiorum 1980 UF-70 is the source of this 393-nucleotide messenger RNA. RefSeq lists its product as hypothetical. Gene Ontology annotation, biological process: rRNA processing. The transcript has 3 exons. The coding region runs from base 1 to 393 and encodes 130 amino acids. NCBI's taxonomy places the organism in Eukaryota, Fungi, Ascomycota, Leotiomycetes, Helotiales, Sclerotiniaceae. The record is from RefSeq and is a predicted model, not a curated record. Gene Ontology annotation, cellular component: nucleolus; small-subunit processome.
AUGGAUAAAGCGAGUAAAUCCGUCCGCGAUGGACGUACCUAUAAGGAGCGAUCACAACCUGAAGAGCGCAAACGAUGGGGACUUCUUGAAAAGCACAAGGAUUAUUCUGCCAGAGCGCGCGAUUUCAACAAGAAGAAAGCGAAGCUUAAGGCACUUAAACAAAAAGUGCUCGAGAAGAAUCCUGAUGAGUUUUACUUUGGAAUGGUAAACAAGAAAGGACCUGUAAAAACCGGCAAAAAGUACACAGGAACUGUGAAUGGAGAUCGAGGUAAUCAGGUUUUGGAUCAGGAUGCUGUGCGCUUGUUCAAGACACAAGAUUUGGGUUACGUACGGACGAUGAGGAACAAGGCAUUGAAGGAAGUCGAGGAAUUAGAAAAAAGAACCGAAUAUUGA